This is a messenger RNA of Electrophorus electricus (electric eel), 3018 nucleotides long. RefSeq names its product inhibitor of nuclear factor kappa B kinase subunit epsilon (gene ikbke). Lineage: Eukaryota; Metazoa; Chordata; Actinopteri; Gymnotiformes; Gymnotidae. The record is from RefSeq and is a predicted model, not a curated record. Gene Ontology annotation, molecular function: protein serine/threonine kinase activity; ATP binding. Gene Ontology annotation, biological process: peptidyl-serine phosphorylation. Gene Ontology annotation, cellular component: cytoplasm.
UACACGUUGCCAGCCAUGGUGUUGUAGUACGUACGUAUUAUAGUAAUAUGCUAAAUCUAAUUUAAGUUCUAUUGAAGUGAACCACCUGUCUGUUUAUUGAGGCUCUAUCCGCCUAAGCUCUCCUAACUCGUAAUUGCGCAUUACAUUAGAUCAAGGCUAGAAAAGCACGGCUCUUUAAACAAGGAAGUAGUUGCUUCCCAAAUCGAAAGCAACAAACCCAAAUUCUUGUCAAAUCCCGAAGCCAUGAAACUUGCUUUGAGAUGCCAGUGGCCGCCUUUGGGAAAUGAAUCCGUCUGGUGCUCGUGUUGGCUGAAGAUCUAAAAUGGUCAGGUUCCCUGUUUGUCCUGUUUUUAAGAUCACCGAAUGAUCAUUGUAGAUAAGGCGGAGUGUAGUGCCACUGAUCUGUGAACCUACAGAGGAGGAUGUUUUAGGAGUCUUUCUGCAGGUGUGAGUAGCAUGAUGGCAAGUACCGAGAACUACAUUUGGUAUCAUGAAGAUGUUCUCGGUCAGGGGGCAACAGCAAGUGUCUACAAGGCACGAGCCAAGAAAACCGGCGAGCUGGUUGCAGUGAAGGUUUUUAACGUGGCAAGCUACAGCCGACCGUAUGAAGUCCAGAUGAGGGAGUUCAAAAUGUUGACAAGGCUGAAUCACGUCAAUGUAAUCAAAUUCCUCAGUGUGGAGGAGUUGCAUAUGAACAGAGACCAGAAGGUUCUGGUAAUGGAGUUUUGUUCAGGAGGAUCUCUGCUUAAUCUUCUGGAAAAGCCUGAGAAUUUCUAUGGCUUGCCUGAAUCAGAAUUCCUUAUUGUGCUACGCUGUGUGGUUAACGGAAUUAACCAUUUGCGUGACCAUGGAGUGGUCCACCGUGACAUCAAACCGGGUAACCUCGUGAGGAAAGUUGGGGAGGAUGGAUGUUCCAUCUACAAGAUCACCGACUUCGGCGCUGCUCGGGAACUGGAAGACAACGAGACGUUUAUGUCCCUAUACGGCACGGAGGAAUACCUGCACCCAGACCUAUACAUGCGGGCUGUGCUGAGGAAGCCCCAGGAGAAGAGCUUCAACGUGACUGUGGACCUGUGGAGCAUCGGUGUCACCUUCUACCAAGUCGCCACCGGCACCUUGCCCUUCAUGCCAUACGGAGGCCCACGCAAAAACCAGCAAGUCAUGUAUAAGAUCAUUACUGAAAAGCCAGAGAGGGCGAUCGCAGGCGUUCAAAAAACGGAGGGUGGCCCUAUCGAGUGGAGAUACCAGCUACCUUACUACUGCCAGCUAUCACAGGGGCUGAGAGUGCAGCUCGAGCAAGUGCUGGCCAACAUCCUGGAGUCCAACCAGGAGAAGUGCUGGGGCUUUGAUCAGUUCUUCGCCGCCACCCAAGACAUUCUUCAACGCAUCAAAGUCCACGUGUUUUCCCUACAGCAGGCUACAGCCCACUGCAUCUACGUUCACAUUUACAACACGGUUUCAAUCUUCUUCGAAGAAGUCCAGGCCCAGACAGGGAUUGCACCAGAGGUCCAGCAGUACAUGUUCCAGGGUCACCCCCUGCCCCUGGACCCCAGCAAGAAAGUGGCCCACCUGCCACGCACCACCGAAGAACAGCCCAUCUUCCUGCUCAGCCGGCAGCCUGAGAAAAUGGCUGCACUGCCACCUAGGGAACCCGAAUCACCAGUCAUACCCGUGCGGUUUGAUGUCAAAGCAGACUACAUUUUCUCCAGGACUAUGGAUGGGGUGGUCCACCAGUACCUGCGGAUGGUCCACUGCCUGCACCAGCACAGGGAACUAAUUCUGCGGGGCUUCUACAGUCACAUUGAGUGUGUGCAUGUCGAGUGCAAUAACACAGCCCACAAGGUUGCCAUGGUGAACAUGAAACUCCUGUCCUGCCUGAGCAUGGAGGAGACGCUCAGAGAACAGCUUCCACGUGACUUCCCAGAUGCCUCGGACAACAUGCAGAAACUUAGCCUGAUCCAGGAGAAAAUGCCCAUGUAUGGCAGUGGUAUCCGAGAAUUCCAGGGAAAACUACAGCACUUGCACAUGGACCUGGCCAAGCAUUCCGAGACACUGGCUGAAGACAGAAGCAUACAAAAGAUGGCGUCCCUCCUGGAGAAAAUUGUGGCAGCACAUCAUCAAUUUCGGAAAGACCGGUUAAAUGAGAAGCUCGGCUAUAACGAAGAGCAGAUCCACAAGUUUGAGAAGAUCAAUUUGAUGAUCUACAUUAAAAGGGUGAAGGGUCUCUUCCGAGAGGACUGUCUGCAGAAGUACCAAAAUGUCCUGACUGCAGUACAAACCUGGAGUAGCAUGCUGCAUGACAUGCAGUCAAAGUUGGAACACUUCAGCGGUUUCUUCUUGCAGCUGAUAGCAGAACUUCAGAUGUGUGAAAGACAUCAGACCAAGGUUCUGGACAGAGUCCUAGCUCUUCAGAGGCCAGAGGCCAUGGAAGGGCAGAAGAAAAAAGACCACCUGAUUCUUCGAAUGAAGAGACUAAGAGAUGAGAUGGAGUUGGUGGCACAGGAAAUGCAGAACAACAACCGUAUAAUAGAAAGUUUUGGAGCAUUUAACGCUAGGCUGGUGAUAGACCCCGAGGUACCUCAGCCAAAAGGUCACUGAAGAGCGCCACCUAGCGCUUCCCAGGGGAAACUGCUGUGUCACAGAAUCUACUGCUGCUGAUUGAAGGGCGAGGAGCCGCAAAAAUGGAGGAGAGAGAAAAUGAUCAAGCCGACGCAAGACUUUUACUCUGUUUGCCAAAUACAAGCUUUUUUUUAAACUGUAACUGAUUUAUUGACAAUUCGCCACAGCCCACAACGGCACUUAUGCCCAGUAGCCACAUACAGACUGUAAAACACAUUGAUGGUCCUGUUGGUGUACGUCUCCUGAAUAUUGCACAACUGUGUAUCAAGCUGUUUAAAUGAAGAUCUACUCAUUCUGUCAAAUGUUUUGGCUCGAAUGCUUCUGUUGUGAUAAUUAACGAUACACAGUAUUGCCCUCUUAAUUAGAUUAUUGAUCCAAAGAAAGUCUUAUAUAGACUGG